AUGUGGCGACGAACCUACCUUCUCCUCCUGCUGCUCCGUGUUUACUUCGCGCUGUCGCCAAGCUACCUUCACCCCGAUGAGAAUUUUCAGGGCCCCGAGGUCUUUGCCGGCCGCAUCUUUUCCUAUCCCUCUAGACUUCCUUGGGAAUUCACCUCCGACCGGCCCAUCCGCAGCAUUUUCCCAUUAUGGCCAACCUACGACCUACCGAUGAGCCUGCUGAAAUGGUUCUACAUGGAGAUUGGGUCAGGCAAUCCACCGCCACAGCUGGUAUACUACGUUCUGCGCGGGGGAAUGUUCCUGCUGAGCUUUGUGCUGGAGGACUGGGCCGUGUAUGAGCUGGUGCCGUCCCCGCGCUACCGUCGUGCGACAGUGGUCCUGGUUGCCUCGUCAUAUGUCACCUGGACAUAUCAGACGCACACUUUCUCCAACUCCCUCGAGACGCUGUUGGUGGCCUGGGGGCUGGUUCUGAUUCGUCGCAUUGUUGAGAGCAAGCAACGAUCGUCGUUCUUUUCGUAUGCCGUGCUCUCGUUUAUCACCGUCGCCGGGGUCUUUAAUCGCAUUACAUUCCCUGCCUUUCUCCUCUUCCCUGGGCUGCAAUUAGUCCCGUACUUUUUGCGCAGACCAACGUCCUUCGCGGCCUUUGUCGGCUUUGGCGCCCUCUUCGCUUCAAUAGCAAUAUACACCGACACGGCCUUCUACAGACCCUCCUCCUCCUUCCUUGAGAACAUCCGCAACCCAAUCAUCACCCCUUUAAAUAACAUCCUCUACAACACCGACGCAUCCAACCUCGCAGUCCAUGGCCUCCACCCACACCACCAACACUUCCUAGCAAACCUCUUCCAGCUCCUAGGCCCCGCCUACAUCGCCAUGAUUCUCUCCCUCUUCAGCUGGCCAAUCGUGCCAAGCUGGAUGCGCAACGCGCGCGCCCUCUCUGCCGUGUCAGCAACCUUCAUCCUCUCCAUCUUCCCCCACCAAGAACCGCGCUUCCUCCUGCCAUGCGUACCUCUCCUCCUAAGCUGCAUGCGAAUGCACCGUUCGCGAGUCUUCCUGACCGCAUGGAUAAUUUUCAACGCAUUCAUGGGCUUCCUAAUGGGCGUCUACCACCAAGGCGGGAUCGUUCCUGCCCAACUCGCAAUGCGCAGCAUCGUCGAGUCCAAUACCGCAGCACAAGGCAUUAAAUCCAUGCCCGACGCCAGCGUCUUCUGGUGGAAAACAUAUUCCCCGCCUCAGUGGCUGCUCGGUCCAGACAGCAAUACGACCCAAAUCGACACUUUCGAUCUGAUGGGCAUGCCGGGGCUAGAAUUGAUCCAGAUUUUAGACAAGGCCGUCCCACGCUGCGCCGUCACUUCACCGGUCUUCCUGGUCGCGCCCACGUCAGCUUCAUUCCUGGACGAAUACACCUCCCCCUCCACCCCCGCCACACCCCACACUCCAAACCUCCAACUCUACCGCCUCUGGACACACCGCAAACAUCUCAACCUGGAUGACCUCGACUUUGGCGACGACGGUGUUUUCCAGACUUUGAGCAGAGUGGUAGGCCGCCGCGGCCUGGGCGUGUGGUCUGUACGACGCGCGUGCAAGUGA
Messenger RNA from Penicillium cinerascens, 1584 nucleotides. RefSeq names its product glycosylphosphatidylinositol-alpha 1,2 mannosyltransferase smp3 (gene smp3). Gene Ontology annotation, cellular component: endoplasmic reticulum membrane. NCBI's taxonomy places the organism in Eukaryota, Fungi, Ascomycota, Eurotiomycetes, Eurotiales, Aspergillaceae. Gene Ontology annotation, biological process: GPI anchor biosynthetic process. The transcript is spliced from 4 exons. The coding region runs from base 1 to 1584 and encodes 527 amino acids. Gene Ontology annotation, molecular function: alpha-1,2-mannosyltransferase activity. The record is from RefSeq and is a predicted model, not a curated record.